UCUCCAUCACUCACGUCUCGGUGCAAACAAGCAAAUCCAUCGCUAUUGCCACGUUCAGCCACUCCUCCUUUUUUUGUGCAUCGUUUUGCUUUUGCCUUUUAAAAAAUUUGCCGCAGCCGGGCCACCUUCACGGUCGUUCGAUUGUUCCCAAUGUAAUCCAGAAUGACUUGAUGAAAUUUUCUUCGACGUCAUUGCGUUAAUGCGCCUCGUUUCCGCUUGCCGAGGACAACUGAUAAGGGUCGUGGAAGAACCAGAGCCGAGGUGGUGUGGGCCGAUUAAUGUCCAUCAGCAUGACGCACUGGGGGAUCAAGCUGUUUCACGUGAUUGGUUUCUGCACAUACGCGUACUGCAUCUACUAUUCCGAGGUUCACUUGGACAUUCCGCAGCGGACUCCAUCUCACAAGAGGUUUGGCCGCUACAAGUACCUCACCCACUGGAACUUGACAUUUCAGGGGCUCAUGUUCACACUGAGCUGCUUCCUCGACUUUGCGCCGAUACGGAAUAAGCAACGGCUCAAGCGGUUUUACGACCACCUCUUCGUUGCAUUGUCGCUACCGGUAUGCAUGUUUGUGACUGGAUUAUUCUGGUCUCUCUACUUCUACGACCGAGAGCUGAUUUUCCCUCAAUCACUCGCAAUCUACUAUCCAUGGUGGCUCAACCAGUUGUCGCACACCACCAUUUCAUUCUUCGCGCUGCUUGAAGCCAAGCUUGUCUACCAUGCCACGCCUCCCAGAAAAGAUGGAUUCCGCACCAUCUUCAUGCUUGUCUGCACCUAUGUCGGAUGGAUCGUCUAUCUCGGAAUGGUGCAUGAGAUGUGGGUGUACCCUGUCCUCGAGUUCAUGUCACCAGCCCUGCUGCCAAUCUUCAUUGGCUGUUGCUCAGCCGCCAUAUUUGGCGUGUACAUUGUUGGAGAGAAAAUCAACCACAGGUUCUGGCGUGCAGCCCAAAGAAGUCAUCUAGUCAUGUAGCCCUUGUUGAAAAAUCGUGCACCUUUAUCUAGCAGUUGUUACCACGUGGCUGGCGGGUUAGAACGAUACUGUUUACGUUAUGGUGUUCCGCAAAAUUCAAUGCUGAUCUGUAUAGAGCAUGCAAAUGAUUAAACAGAGGCCGUAAAAUGGGGCUUUAUAUACAUACUUUGUGAACCAAAUGCAAAGCCGACAGCUGUCCAUGUAGUUGUGAACGUUAGUUGAAGGAGAGAUUUAUGGAUUAACUGUGCCAAUGGCGGAGCGGUCAGUACUAGUCAACGUGCUAUUAGAAUGUGGUUCGUCUUACUGCGAUAGCUGUUCUUUUAGAGUGUUAUCACCUACUGAGCACGCCUGAGUGCCCCCUCGUUUUAUACCAAAGAAGCAUAUGCCUCACAAAACAUAUAAUACCAGUUUACAAGACGUCGUGAGCAAAGGGGAAAUGUCAGUAGUAUUGUUAGGACAAACUGCUCCAAAGUUGGUCUUGCAAUUAUCACUAAUUUGAUUUAGCACACUUAAAACAGUUGUUAGUGGCAUUAACCCACAAUUUUUUAUCAUUGAGAGUUCAUUUUUCAUACAUCAUGCUUGUUUUAGAUAUUUUAUUGUGAUGUUUUAUCUUUCAUCUAUUAACACUAUUGGGUGAUGUAAUGUGGGGGCAUGCUAAGUGUAUGGUACUGGUUCCUUUUUUUUUUUUUUAAUGUUUUGGCACACCUAUUUUUUACAUAUAUUUUCGUUUAUGUAAUAUUUUUCGCACCAUUUUUUAACUGGACUGGAAUAACGAGGUGCAGUACUCUCGUAUUUUUAUGGGGAUCCCAAGGUGUACAAUGGAGUCCUUUCCUAGAAACUUCGAGUGCAACCUCUGCUUUUAUUGAGCAAAUAAAAGGUUAAUAUGUGUUGUGUUUUGAAUGA
Messenger RNA from Rhipicephalus microplus (southern cattle tick), 1871 nucleotides. Its product is annotated as androgen-induced gene 1 protein. Gene Ontology annotation, cellular component: membrane; endomembrane system. The record is from RefSeq and is a predicted model, not a curated record. NCBI's taxonomy places the organism in Eukaryota, Metazoa, Arthropoda, Arachnida, Ixodida, Ixodidae.